Durio zibethinus is the source of this 1679-nucleotide messenger RNA. RefSeq names its product allantoate amidohydrolase (gene AAH). Gene Ontology annotation, molecular function: hydrolase activity, acting on carbon-nitrogen (but not peptide) bonds, in linear amidines. The record is from RefSeq and is a predicted model, not a curated record. Lineage: Eukaryota; Viridiplantae; Streptophyta; Magnoliopsida; Malvales; Malvaceae.
CGUGCAUCAAUUUUAUCUCUAGUCAGUUGCGUGGCAGCUAUUUCUGUUUGUGAUUGGCUUUGCAUUUUCAUUUCAUUUCCGCAAAAGCUAAACCCAUUCUGGCAGGCAUGACGAUUACCGGAAUUUCACAUUUCUCUAUUUCCUCUCUCCUUUUCUCUUUCUUCUUUUUGCUAUCAACCUUUGCUUCUUCUUCUUCUUCUUAUCUCUAUCCUGUAGCUCCGGAUAAAGAUGGCAAAACGAGAUCUUUGUAUUCAGAAAUAUUGAGGGACGAGGCAGUGGCAAGGCUUAAUGAGCUUGGAAAGGUAAGUGAUGCGGAUGGCUAUCUUGAGAGAACAUUUAUGAGCCCAGCUUCCGUGAGGGCGGGAAUUCUUAUUCGUGAAUGGAUGGAGGAUGCUGGUUUGAGAACGUGGGUGGAUUCCAUGGGCAAUUUACAUGGUCGAGUUGAGGGCAUUAAUGCAAGUGCUCAAGCUCUGUUAAUUGGUUCUCAUUUGGAUACCGUUGUUGAUGCUGGGAUAUUUGAUGGGUCAUUAGGUAUAAUUUCUGCUAUAUCUGCAUUAAAAGUUUUGAAAAGCAAUGGCAAGUUGGGAGAACUAAAACGACCAGUGGAGGUGAUUGCGUUUAGUGAUGAGGAAGGAGUGAGGUUUCAAUCUACCUUUCUUGGCAGUGCUGCUGUAGCUGGAGUUUUACCAGUUACAGCAUUGAAGAUAUCUGAUAAGAGUGGUGUGACAGUGCAAGAUGCUCUCAAGGGGAAUUCCAUUGACAUUGCAGAGGAAAGCCUGUUAGAGCUGAAAUAUGAUCCUGCAUCGAUUUGGGGUUAUGUUGAGCUUCAUAUUGAACAAGGACCUGUACUAGAAUGGAUUGGUUUUCCUCUUGGUGUAGUUAAAGGCAUAGCUGGACAGACAAGAAUGAAGGUUACGGUGAGAGGUUCACAGGGACAUGCUGGAACAGUACCAAUGUCAAUGCGUAGGGACCCUAUGGCUGCUGCCGCGGAAUUGAUUGUAUUACUUGAAAGUCUGUGUAAACAUCCACGAGAAUUCUUAUCAGAUGGCGGUAACUACAACGAGUUUACCAUGGAAUCUUUGUCCACUUCUCUAGUCUGUACUGUCGGAGAGAUAUCAACCUGGCCAAGUGCAAGUAAUGUCAUUCCAAGCCAGGUAACGUUCACUGUGGAUUUACGUGCAAUUGACGAUGUGGGACGUGAGGCUGCUCUUUAUGAAUUAUCUAAUCGGAUGUAUCAAAUAUGUGAUAGACGCUCUGUAUCUUGCAGCAUUGAACGAAAGCAUGAUGCAAAUGCAGUAAUUUGCGAUCCUGAACUGAGCUCACAGCUAAAAUCUGCAGCUUACACUGCCCUCAACGGAAUGAUAGCGGAGGUCCAAGAUGAGGUUCCUGUGCUAAUGAGCGGAGCAGGACAUGAUGCGAUGGCCUUGUCUUAUCUAACCAAGGUUGGAAUGCUAUUUGUCCGCUGUCGAGGAGGCAUAAGUCACUCCCCCGAGGAGCAUGUAUCGGACGACGAUGUUUGGACAGCCGGUUUAGCUCUACUAGCAUUUCUUGAGACCCGUGUGUAGAUAUAGCCUUGGUUAAAUUUCAUGAACAGUAAAUCUUCCGUUCAAUGAUCCAUUAUUAUUGAAUUGUACGCUCCAUUUACACGAAUUCCCCAUCCAUCCUCACAGGCCUUUUAC